Messenger RNA from Cannabis sativa, 1093 nucleotides. Its product is annotated as probable glutathione S-transferase. NCBI's taxonomy places the organism in Eukaryota, Viridiplantae, Streptophyta, Magnoliopsida, Rosales, Cannabaceae. Gene Ontology annotation, cellular component: cytoplasm. The record is from RefSeq and is a predicted model, not a curated record. The transcript is spliced from 3 exons. Gene Ontology annotation, biological process: glutathione metabolic process. Gene Ontology annotation, molecular function: glutathione transferase activity. Bases 138 to 812 code for a protein of 224 amino acids.
UAUAAUUUGAUAUUUAUUAUAGGACAAAAAUCCUAAUUAAUAUAACUCACCAUACAAGUCCACACACAAGUUACUUGGGUUUCUCUUCUUUGUGGUUUCUCUCUUCCCAUCAAUUUAGAUUUUAGACUAGGAAUAAUAUGGAAGAACUGAAGCUGAUCGGUUCGAAAAAGAGCUUAUUUUGUACGAGAAUAGAGUGGGCGUUGAAGCUAAAGGGUGUAGAGUAUGAGUAUUUGGAGGAAGAUUUGAGAAACAAAAGUCCAAUUCUGCUCAAGUACAAUCCAGUUCAUAAGAAAGUUCCUGUUCUUUUACACUUGGGAAAACCUAUAGCUGAGUCUUUAGUCAUUCUUGAAUACAUUGAUGAGGUUUGGAAAGAGAACCCUUUGCUUCCCCAACACCCUUAUGAGAGAGCAAAAGCUCGAUUUUGGGCCAAAUUUGCUGAUGACAAGGUUUCGAUGGGAUCAUUUGAAGCUUGCAAAGCUCAAGGAGAAGGGAAAGAAAAACUGAUAGAAUCUGUGCAAGAAUCUUUAGGUUUUCUCGAGAAAGAAAUCGAAGGGAAAAAGUAUUUCGGAGGAGAAAGCAUUGGUUAUCUGGAUUUAGCAUUGGGUUGGAUUCCUUUAUGCCUUGAUGUAUGGGAAGAAGUUGGGGAGAUGAAGUUAUUCCAAGAAGAAAAGUUUCCAUGUCUUCAUCAAUGGUGUAAGACUUUUCUCAUGGAAAAUCUAGUCAUGGCUGAGUUAUCUCCCUCGAGAGAAACGCUCGUCGAGUUAUAUUCUACUUAUAUAGCCUAUCUUCGCUCUUUGGAAGCCAAUAAAUAGUGAAAUAAAUCUUCGAGUUCGAUUAUUUGUAUAAUAAAAAUUUGUCAAGAACUUAGUUUUUCUUUGUAUAAUAAAAAUUUGUAUAAUCAACAUGUAAUUUGCUUCAUCAAGGGUUUUAGAAUCGAGUUUUGGCUUUGAUUAGUUUGUAUUUCGUUUGUAAUAUUUAGUUUUGAUUUGGGAUCCUAAAAAUCUUUGUUCUUGACAAUUACAGGGUUUGUCUAGGUUUAGUAUAUGUGUUAAAACAAAUUUUAUAUAUUUUAUGAAUAUUUUCAGUUGAAGAA